GCAGUUGCUAUCUUGUGCUGCAUUUCAAAACUCCCCAGUGUGGAAAGGGUAUUAAGCUAUAAACCAACACCCAAAAAUUUCAAAUUCUAUCCAUAAAAUAAACCUGUUCCAGAAUCCUGAAACAGUUUGUGUGCUUUGCUAAUUAAGUGAGUAAGUACGACCUCUUUAAGCGAGAAUAAAAAAAAACUGUGUUUAGAAAAAACUUGAGAAUCUAAGAAGCUUGUAGCCAGGGCAUCUGACAGGGUGCAAGGGUGCAGAUCCGCACCCUAGAGCAAUUUCCACACCUUCCGCAACUUGGACGAAUUUCCCGCAAAAUCUGGGAUUUUUUUCGCAAAAUUGAAAAAAAAAGUACUCAAACCUUUUUUCUCAUGCUUAUCUUGUACUUGGGUAGAUUCCUUCAUGUGUAAUAUAGCCGAAAAAGGCUGCAAAACUCCAACAAAAUCAGAAUUGUUUAUGUUCCAUGUUGUACGAUCGUCAUAUUUGCAAAAAUGCACCAGGCGUUCCUUAUAACUACUGAAAAAGGCCUGGGCCCUAGCCUUAUUUCUAGAUUUAUAUUUCUCAUCUACCAAUCAGUGUUCGUGUUAUACUGUAUGUAUUCGCGGGAAAACUAAAAGAAAACAUAACUACAAGCUUUUUCAGUCGUCUUUGAGGAAUGCUAAGCACAAUCUUCAUCUUAAAUGGAUAAAUUUUUUAUCAAAGGCAAGAAAAAAGAUCCUCAUCUUGCAGUGCACAUAGAUGCUGCAGAUCGAGCAAAAAAGUAUCCAAGUGGAACAUGUCGAUAACAAAUUGCUGUUCUGUUCAACAUUCAAUAUCAUUGUCGAUCAUUUGAGGAAGUCUAAAGUCGAUAAGCAUCUGCAAUCAAAUUCUCAUUUCGAAAAAAAGAGCCGAGCAGACGAGUUCAAACAGCAAACAGUGAAUACGGCGUUCCAAUGCAAGACCGAGCCCCAGCUGGAAAAAGCGAAAGUCUGCCAGGAGUGGCUAAGAGCAUGCACGGCUGCAAACAUUCCGCUCCACAAGUCUGAUAAUGCUCUUCUACGAACAUUUCUGAACACAAGAGUGGUCAAUGGAGGUGCAAUCCCCAAAGCGUCACAGCUUCGCGAUUACUACCUGUUUGACGUUUAUGAGGUAGAAAAAGCCGACCUCCAACAGUUAGUAAAGAAUAAGAAUGUGGCCAAAAUUGUAGGCGAGUUGAGCGACGAGGAGGGGAGAUAUGUGCUUGACGUACUAGCGGUUUUAUUGGACUUAGAUGAGCUAUCUCCUAGUGGAAACUCAGUGGCGUAUUUGUUGGACACUCACUUCCUUGAAGCCACUAAUAAUAGAACUGUGGCACAGGCAGUUGUGAAGACAGUGCACGAAUGUGGGAUUGAUUAUGACAAUGUUUGAGUUUUUAACUCAGACAAUGUUGGAUAUAUGACAAAGGCAUUCAAAGACACUCUUUCCUGUCUUUUCCCUAUGUGCAUUCACAUCACGUGUCACAGCCACAUUGUGAAUUUGGUGGCAUGUGACCUGAAGAGGGGCUUUGCUGAAGUGAAUGAAUUUGUGAAAUGUUUCAGAAAUUUCUUUCAUGUUUCAAGCGGUAGGAAGAGUAGGUUUCUUCAGUUUCUAAAGGAAGCUAUUGGAAAGGAAGUUGUGCUAAUGCCUCCGAACCCAACUACUAAAAGCUGGAGCGCGUGGAUCGACUCUGUCGUUUACCACCCUAGCCAAGCCCACCUGUGUGUAGACUUUAUUAAACAGGAGCUGGAGUGUGGUCAAAGUUCCGCGUGCGCUUCUCUAACAUCGUCUGGAAGAGAUGUAUGAUGACACUUUGUUUAUGAAGAAGCUUAUCUGCCAUCUGGCUUUCCUUGAGGAAAAAGCCCCAGUCCUACGAAUCUACGUGGACUAUUUUCAGCAGAGGUCACCUCACUUCAUUGAAGCGCAUGACCAGUCGGAAAGUUUACUCUUCUACGUUGACCAAAAUGCCGCGCUCACAAGAGAAGAUAUCUCCUUCUGUUUAAAGGAUGCCUACUUCACGGAAGUAGAGCAGGAUGAGAUGAUAGCAGUGGUCACCAAAUCAUUUAGAGAUGCCGCGAGAAAACUGAAAAAGUAUGUGGUAGACGGUGCUCAGCCAGCUUCCAAAUUCUUACAACAAGUCAAAGUUUUGAAUCCGAUGAAUAUCGUUUCCAGUAACUGCAACCCUCGUGAUCUAGAUUGUAUUCCUGGCAUUGAGGCUGUAUCCCAAGAAGAACGGAAUCUCUACGUAAAUUUUCUCGGCCCAGAAGCAGUCAAAGAAAGCUAAUGCUGCCAAGCUCCCAGAGCUGUACAAGCUUGCAUCGUGCUACUGCAACGCCACGAUUGGAUCGUAUGAAGUAGAGCGGGCGUCCUCGGCGUAUGCCGAUAUCUUGAGUUAAGCGUCGAUCUCUAGACAAUAAAACCAUGCGUGCCUUUCAUUUUUUGAACUGGAACUUUAGAGUGAAUCCAUCAGAGUCAAAAGCCAUCCUUCAAAGCUACAUCCAGCAAUGCGUCGAGCAAGCGAAA
Molecule: messenger RNA, 2514 nt
Organism: Nematostella vectensis (starlet sea anemone)
Lineage: Eukaryota; Metazoa; Cnidaria; Anthozoa; Actiniaria; Edwardsiidae
Product: CGG triplet repeat-binding protein 1
Exons: 1
Coding region: 736-1383 (215 amino acids)
Biological process (GO): regulation of transcription by RNA polymerase II
Cellular component (GO): nucleus
Molecular function (GO): double-stranded DNA binding
Source: RefSeq, a predicted model, not a curated record